Kwoniella botswanensis is the source of this 1734-nucleotide messenger RNA. RefSeq lists its product as uncharacterized. Gene Ontology annotation, cellular component: membrane. The transcript has 8 exons. Gene Ontology annotation, molecular function: amino acid transmembrane transporter activity. The coding region runs from base 1 to 1734 and encodes 577 amino acids. Gene Ontology annotation, biological process: amino acid transmembrane transport. The record is from RefSeq and is a predicted model, not a curated record. NCBI's taxonomy places the organism in Eukaryota, Fungi, Basidiomycota, Tremellomycetes, Tremellales, Cryptococcaceae.
AUGUCAGGGAAAGAGUCUACUGAAAUUUCGGAUCCUGGAGUUCCUCAGUUACCUAAGAAAGUUGAAUCUCAUCCAGAAGCAUUCGUGACGGACAUCAAUGGUGAUCGAGGUGAAAAGGCAGGAUACAAUGGGGAGAACCAGAAAGUUGACGGCCCAGCCGCCAACUAUGAAGAUGGUCAAAUGCACCGUACGCUUAAACAGCGACAUAUGGCUAUGAUUGCUUUGGGAGGUGCUAUUGGUACCGGUCUUUUCGUUGGAUCCGGUUCAGCGUUGUCUACAGGUGGUCCUGUGGGUUUAUGGUUAGGUUAUAUCUUUAUGUCAUCCAUUGUAUACUCUAUGAUGGUGGCACUUGGAGAAAUGGCUUCGUUGUUCCCCGUAGCUGGUGCUUUCACUCAUUAUGCCGCUCGUUUCGUUGAUCCCGCUCUUGGUUUUGCCACCGGUAUCAAUUAUUGGUAUUCCUACGCUAUCACGAUCCCCGUCGAGGUUGUUGCCGCUGCUAUCGUCAUUUCCUAUUGGGAUGCCGACACCAACGCUGCCGUAUAUAUCACCGUCUGUCUCGUUUUGAUCUUCGCAGUCAACCUGUUUGGUGCACGAGUAUACGGUGAAACGGAAUUCUGGUUCUCUGCCAUCAAAGUCGUGACUAUCGUCGGUCUCAUUCUACUCGGUAUCAUCUUGAUGUGUGGUGGUGGACCCAAUCACGACGCCAUAGGUUUCAGAUACUGGCGCAACCCCGGUCCUUUCGCUCAAAUGACCAUCAACGGAGGAGAUGGAGUCAUCGAAGGUGCAUGGGGACAAUUCCUAGCUUUCUGGAACGUAUUCAUCCAAGCUGCUUUCUCUUUCCUCGGUACUGAAAUCAUCGCCACGACACUUGGAGAAGCUGAGAACCCAAGAAAGACUGUACCCAAAGCGAUCAAACGAGUUUUCUUCCGUCUGGUCUUCUUCUACAUCAUGGGAAUCUUUGUCAUCUCAGUAUUGGUUCCUUACGAUAAUGAGGACCUUCUCAAUGGAUCUGGGAAUGCCGCUGCCUCUCCAUUCGUCAUUGCCAUCAAAAAUGCCGGUAUCAAGGCUUUACCUUCCAUCGUGAAUGCUGUCAUUCUAGUCGCCGCUUGGUCAGCUGGUAAUUCGGACCUCUACGCCGCCUCGCGUACUUUCUACGCAUUGGCGUUGGAAAGGCAGAUGCCAAAGAUUUUCAGAAAGUGCACAAAGAAGGGUCUACCUAUUUGGAGUGUGGUUAUUACUGGUCUUUUCGGGUUCUUGGCGUACUUGAACCAAGGUGGAGAUAGUGCUGUCACAGCUUUCAAUUGGCUUUACAACAUUUCCGCCGUUACUGGUGUAAUUACCUGGUGGGGUAUCCUUCUAUCCUACCUACGAUUCUACUACGGUCUCAAGAAACAAGGAUUAUCCCGUGAAGGUUUCCCUUACCUUGCACCUCUUCAACCUUGGUUGUCUUGGUACGGAUUCAUCUUCCUCACCCUCGUCAUGCUUUUCAACGGUUUCCCUGUCUUCCUCAAGGGUAAUUGGGACACCUCUUCAUUCUUCGUCGCUUAUGUCUCCCUUCUGCUCUUCGCUAUCUGCUGGCUGGGAUGGAAGGUCGUCAAGAAGACCAAAGUCGUCCCUCUCGAUGAAAUUGAUUUCACCACCGGUAGAAGAGAACUUGACGAACUUGAAGCUCUCGAUAGGGAAAGAUUCGCGACUGAGAGCAAGUAUCAGAAGAUUAUGAGUAUCUUAUUCUAG